ACCAACUUUUUUUUUUUUUUUUUUCCGGCCGUGGUUAGACGGGUGAAGUCCUGUUCAGCACUCCGGCUUUGGGACGGGAUUAAACGCUCCUCAGACUCCGCUCAUGGAGCCUAUAACGUCCUGGAGCACCGAGGGAGUCAGCGCCUGGCUCAGAGGACUGGAUCCGUCUGUGCAGCAGUAUACAUUUGAACAGUGGCAAUUGUGUGGUGUGGAUCUGCUGCAGUUAUCUCCACAGCAGCUCGAACAGCUCGGAGUGCACAAGAUCGGACACCAGGAGGUCAUCCUGGACGCCGUGGAGAAACUCUGCACCCUGACAUAUGGUCUGGCUGGGGAGAGCCUGUACAGUGUAGCAGAGAAGGUGCGUGCUGUGGCUCACUCGCUGCAGAUGAGUGUUCAGAGUCGAUGGCGUGUCAACACAUACGACGGGCACAGAGCCACGAAGGUGCCUAAUCAGGAACUGCAGCUGGUACUGGAACUCACUGUUGCCGCCAAAGCCCUGUAUUCUCUGCUCAACAGGUACCAGUACACAGAGUUGACAGGGUAUACAGGCUCUAAAAACAUCCAAGAUUUGUGUAGAGAUCUGAGCGCCGCCAUGCAGAAGGACAACACGUUGUUGGAUAAGGAGAAGGACAUCAUAUCGGCCAGUCGUCAGUUGGUGGCGAUAUGUGAUGAUGUUCUGAAUGCUGCUCCUGAGGCUGUACUGACCCACACUUCUCAGGUGCAAAGUGUUGAUCUGGUGCCGGUCCUGCCUGGAGAACAACUGGGGAUUGAGAUCACCUCCACGUCCUCGAGCCAACACUACAUCUCUGGAACAGCUGCUGAGUUUCCAGCAGAUUCCUCUGAGAAGAUCUUGGAAGGCGACGAGGUCAUAAAGGUCAAUGAUCAGAUCGUGGUGGGCUGGAGCAGGAAGAACCUGGUGGCGAAGCUUCAAGAGAACCCAAAUGGUGUGACACUAGUGCUGAGACGACAUCCUACCCUGUCUGUCUCUCACGAACCCAAAUACAAGCCAACGCAGAAGGAAGAAGAAGAAGACGAGGAAGAGAGAAAUAGAGUCUCAGUGUUUGAGCGAGCACCGGCGUCUGUGCGCUCGUACUCGUUCAGGGCUGCUGUUUUGUCCACUGAAGGGCAGCAGCUGAUAGGACAGGACGAGCCGGAGUUUAGUGAUCACGGCCUUGAUGGGAAUCAGAGCCACAGUGCACACACACACCUGAGUGCAGGUUCUGGAUUAGAGCGCAGGAGUACGUCUUUACUCAGUCUGGACUCAAGCAGGGCGAGAGUCGUAUCCUGGCCUGACAUGGGGGCCAGUGUGGAGGACAAGGAGCCCAAGAAGAGCUCCUUCAAAGGCACACGGACAGCGAUGAGUCGUAGGAGGGUGUCGUGUCGUGAGCUGGGCCUGCCGGACUGCGACGGAUGGCUCUGGAAGAAGAGGAAAGAGACUGUGUUCAUGACACAGAAAUGGCAGCGCCUCUGGUUUGUCCUUAAAGGAGUUACAAUCUACUGGUACUCCAGCCAGCAGGAGGAGAAGGCAGUCGGGAUGGUGAAGAUUGGAAGCUACAGCAUCGAGAGCGCUGGAGAACACAAGAGGAAGUACGUGUUUAAAAUGUUCCACCCACGCUUUCAGAACUUCUUCUUCGCCGCUGACAACGUUACCGACAUGAGCAAGUGGAUCAACUGCCUGAUCACCGCCAUCCAGAAAUAUAAGAAGCACCAAAAGAAUCCACCAGACUACGAGACCGAGUGCUACAGUGAGACAGAGUCGGAGGAGGACGGCUCACCCUCGCCAAACCUUCUAAAGAAAAAAAUCUCCCCGAAGCUCCAGUCGAACACACUUCCUCGAUCUCUGGGAAAGAAGAACAAACUCAUAGGAGGAGGUGCAGUAGCCUCUAUUCCAGCAGAGGGCAGUAAAGCUGCAGGAACGGUGGAUGAGAUGGGCGAGCUGUUUAACAAGCUGAAGGAAGGAGGAGUGUCUCUGAUUGGCCAGAAUCAGCCCGUCACUCACGACCAACUCCGCAGGUCAUUUAUCCGACGAAACAAAAAUCCCGUCAUUAAUGAGAAGGUCCACACACUCCGCGCUCUUCACAGCACACUCAAGGCGAAGGAGGCGGAGUUACAGCUGAUCGAUAAGCUUCUGGAAGAUUCCAGUCUGACGCCGGUGAAAUUCCGCCAGUGGAAGCAGCACAACGAGGAUCUCUACCAGGAAAUCGAGAAAAUCGCCGCAAACAAAAAACAAACCCAGACAACCCCACAAGGGAAAACUGCCACCGCGGAUGAUGACGGAGCACGUAGACUCAGCCUGAGUGACGGAGAGCAGCUAGUGGACGCAGAGUUGCCUAGCGACGGAGGCUCCGCCCUGGAAUCUGAGCAUGAACACGUAGCAGGGUAUACUGACCCACGUAGUGAACGAGCAGACAGCAGCUCCUCUGAUAAUUACUUCUUCAUCUGAGCUGACAAGUACUGACCCUGCGCCUACCCACGUUAGAACUCUGACCAAUCAGAGCCUCUUUUUAGGGAUGGGGCGGGACUUGAGCUGCUCCGUGGAGUGUUUCCAUUUUCCAACCUUGUUCUUACAAGAAAUGAUCGACAUCAGUGUUGCUGAGCAACCUUAAUGAUGUUUUUAUGCUAACUGCUGAGCUAGCUAGUAGCAGUGUCCGGCUGUUGUUCUACUCACAAUGUUUUAAACGAAAUUCCGGAGAUCCGUAAAUAAUUAUUAAUUGCUUAACCCUCAUGUUCUGAUCGCUACAUUUACUGCAGUGUUACAGUUGUAACGUCAUUGAAAACAACUAGUGCUCAUCUUCAUCUCAAUAUGGAUUUCUUAGUUCAUUUUCAUCUCAAUACGGAUUUCCAAGUCUUCACGUCAGCAGCCCAAGUCCAGCAUGAUCAGUAUUUAUUUACUUAUUUACUCAGAUCUGAAGCAGAGAACUGCUGAUUGGAAAGAACGCGUUGGUGUCAGUCCACCGAAGACGCAAAGUGAAGCACUGGAUAUGGAGCUUUAGUCCAAUCUGGAC
Messenger RNA from Ictalurus furcatus (blue catfish), 3005 nucleotides. It is a transcript of the gene cnksr1, whose product is annotated as connector enhancer of kinase suppressor of Ras 1. The transcript is spliced from 21 exons. Lineage: Eukaryota; Metazoa; Chordata; Actinopteri; Siluriformes; Ictaluridae. Bases 104 to 2443 code for a protein of 779 amino acids. Gene Ontology annotation, molecular function: protein binding. The record is from RefSeq and is a predicted model, not a curated record.